AUGGCUAAUUAUACCCCGAAGAAUAUCCUCAUUACUGGGGCGGCUGGGUUCAUUGCAUCCCAUGUCGCUAACCGCCUCAUUCGUAAUUACCCUGAAUACAAGAUAGUUGUGCUCGACAAACUCGACUAUUGCUCCAACCUGAAAAACCUGAGUCCUUCACAAUCAUCCCCCAACUUCAAGUUUGUGAAGGGAGACAUCGGAAGUGCUGACCUUGUGAACUACCUUCUCAUCACGGAGUCUAUUGACACCAUAAUGCAUUUUGCUGCUCAGACCCACGUCGACAAUUCCUUUGGCAACAGCUUUGAGUUUACCAAGAAUAAUAUUUAUGGUACUCAUGUCCUCUUAGAAGCCUGUAAGGUGACAGGGCAGAUCAGGAGAUUCAUCCACGUGAGCACUGAUGAAGUUUAUGGAGAAACGGAUGAGGAUGCGGCGGUAGGAAAUCAUGAGGCAUCUCAACUCCUCCCCACAAAUCCUUACUCAGCAACAAAGGCUGGAGCGGAGAUGCUUGUCAUGGCAUAUGGCAGGUCAUAUGGGUUACCUGUCAUAACGACCCGUGGGAACAAUGUUUAUGGGCCAAAUCAAUUUCCUGAAAAGUUGAUCCCAAAGUUUAUCCUUUUGGCUAUGAGAGGGAAGCCUCUUCCCAUUCAUGGAGAUGGAUCCAACGUCCGUAGUUACCUCUACUGUGAGGAUGUUGCUGAGGCUUUUGAGGUAGUUCUUCACAAGGGUGAGGUUGGUCAUGUCUACAACAUCGGCACGAAGAAGGAAAGAAGAGUAAUUGAUGUGGCUAGGGACGUAUGCAAACUUUUCUCCAUGGACUCAGAAACCAGCAUUAAGUUCGUAGAGAAUAGGCCAUUUAAUGAUCAGAGGUACUUUUUGGAUGAUCAGAAGCUGAAGAACAUAGGCUGGUCAGAGCGGACUACGUGGGAAGAGGGGCUGAAGAAGACUAUGGACUGGUACAUUAAUAAUCCUGAUUGGUGGGGUGAUGUUUCUGGAGCGCUUCUCCCUCAUCCAAGGAUGCUGAUGAUGCCGGGUGGUAUUGAAAGGCAUUUUGAUGAUUCCGAAGGAGGCGAAUCUCCAUCAAACGUCCCCACAGCUUCUAAUCAGUCCAAGAUGGUUGUUCCACCUUCAAAAAAUGCGACUUCAGCCAAGAAACCUUCCUUGAAGUUCCUGAUAUAUGGUAAGACCGGUUGGAUUGGAGGUCUACUUGGGAGGCUAUGCGAGAAUGAAGGAAUCCCAUUUGAGUAUGGAAAAGGGCGCCUUGAGGAGCGGUCACAGCUUGUGGCAGACAUACAGAAUGUUAAACCCACCCAUGUUUUCAAUGCUGCUGGUGUAACUGGUAGGCCGAAUGUUGAUUGGUGCGAAUCCCAUAAGACCGAAACCAUCCGCACCAAUGUUGCUGGAACCUUGACUCUGGCAGAUGUCUGUAGGGAGCAUGGGCUUUUGAUGAUGAAUUAUGCCACAGGCUGUAUAUUUGAGUAUGAUGCUGCACACCCAGAGGGCUCGGGCAUUGGCUAUAAGGAGGAAGACAAACCCAAUUUUACUGGCUCCUUCUAUUCCAAGACAAAGGCCAUGGUUGAAGAGCUUUUGAAGGAAUACGACAACGUUUGCACACUCAGAGUCCGUAUGCCAAUAUCCUCUGACCUCAACAACCCCCGCAAUUUCAUUACCAAGAUUUCGCGCUAUAGCAAGGUGGUUAACAUUCCGAAUAGUAUGACCAUUUUGGAUGAGCUGCUUCCCAUCUCAAUUGAGAUGGCAAAGCGGAACUUGAGGGGAAUAUGGAACUUCACAAAUCCUGGAGUCGUGAGCCAUAAUGAGAUUUUGGAGAUGUACAAGCAGUAUAUUGAUCCCCAAUUCAAGUGGAUGAACUUUACAUUGGAAGAGCAAGCGAAAGUGAUUGUUGCCCCCCGAAGCAAUAACGAGAUGGAUGCUACUAAGUUGAAGAAAGAGUUUCCAGAUUUGCUACCAAUCAAGGAGUCACUGAUCAAGUACGUGUUUGAACCGAACAGGAAGAACUAAGCAGAUGACUGGUUUUCGGCAGUGGUCGUCUCGUUCAGUAUGUGCCCAUUGCUUGAGGUUUUGUAGUUGGAUUACAAACGCCAUUCCUUCCAUAUUCAUCCGAUUGUUUCUACGGUUGUCCCCGAGGAACGAGGAUAGUUCUGCUAGUGAUUCAAUUUGUAAUUUUUACAAGCUGGCUAGUACGUUUUCUCCAGUCCUUUCUUUUGGGCUGGCUAUUUGAUUCUUUUAGUCCCUAUGUCAUCUUAUUCUUGGAUGACAUGAUAUUUAUUUUUCUACUCUAUGAGAACUAAUAAUUAUUUUUGACAUGUUAUAAUUUUAUAAGAUAGCCUCUGUCCGUA
Eucalyptus grandis is the source of this 2354-nucleotide messenger RNA. Its product is annotated as trifunctional UDP-glucose 4,6-dehydratase/UDP-4-keto-6-deoxy-D-glucose 3,5-epimerase/UDP-4-keto-L-rhamnose-reductase RHM1. The transcript is spliced from 2 exons. Gene Ontology annotation, molecular function: dTDP-glucose 4,6-dehydratase activity; UDP-L-rhamnose synthase activity; UDP-glucose 4,6-dehydratase activity. The record is from RefSeq and is a predicted model, not a curated record. The coding region runs from base 1 to 2016 and encodes 671 amino acids. NCBI's taxonomy places the organism in Eukaryota, Viridiplantae, Streptophyta, Magnoliopsida, Myrtales, Myrtaceae. Gene Ontology annotation, biological process: UDP-rhamnose biosynthetic process; flavonol biosynthetic process; auxin export across the plasma membrane.